Talaromyces proteolyticus is the source of this 879-nucleotide messenger RNA. Its product is annotated as inosine triphosphate pyrophosphatase-like protein. NCBI's taxonomy places the organism in Eukaryota, Fungi, Ascomycota, Eurotiomycetes, Eurotiales, Trichocomaceae. The transcript is spliced from 6 exons. Gene Ontology annotation, biological process: nucleoside triphosphate catabolic process. The coding region runs from base 110 to 670 and encodes 186 amino acids. Gene Ontology annotation, cellular component: cytoplasm. The record is from RefSeq and is a predicted model, not a curated record. Gene Ontology annotation, molecular function: nucleoside triphosphate diphosphatase activity.
UGAAACUCUGCAAUUUCACACAUGUAAACUUGAAACGCUUUGAAUAUUCACAGAUAUUAGAUUGAACCACAUAGAGAUCCUCUGACGCACAAUUAGUACAGUAUUCAUAAUGACGCUGAAAAGAGUCAACUUCAUCACUGGAAACAAGAACAAACUCGCCCAAGUGCGGGCUAUCCUCGGCAACGUCAUUGAGGUGGACAAUCAGGCGGUCGAUAUCCCUGAGAUCCAGGGAACAAUUGAGGAGAUUGCCAAAGAAAAGGCUAGGCGUGCAGCUGAGCUAAUCAAUGGACCUGUCCUAACCGAAGACAGUGCGCUGGAAUUUCGCGCGCUUAAGGGUCUUCCUGGACCCUAUAUCAAAUCAUUUCUCGAUGCUUUGGGUCUUGAAGGCUUGAACAAGAUGCUCGAUGGCUUCAACGACAGGACAGCUGAAGCUGUGUGCACAUUUGCGUUCUGCAACGGACCCGGAGCAGAGCCCAUCCUAUUCCAAGGAAGAACAGAGGGUGCCAUUGUGCGGCCACGAGGCCCAACAAACUUCGGCUGGGACCCUAUCUUUGAGUAUGAUGGGAAAGUGACCUAUGCUGAGAUGGAGAUAGAGCAGAAGAACCGGAUCUCCCACGGGUACAAGGCGCUGGUGAAGUUUCAGCAGUGGCUGGCCGAAAGCCAACAGUAAUGAAGCUGCCAAAAAGAUUCUUCCUUCCUGCUCCUCUGGCUAGACGAUAUACCAAUCUACCGACCAUAAUAUCGACACGACACUGACCGUAACAUAACAACAAUCUUUGAUUGUCGAAGCCAUUACGGCAAUUCUUUAAAGUAUACCAGGAUAUACUAUGAAAAAUUAUUUUUAAGAAGCACGGUCGAUUAAUGCGAGUGAUAUAUCAU